This is a messenger RNA of Saccharomycodes ludwigii, 2757 nucleotides long. It is a transcript of the gene SEC24, whose product is annotated as COPII subunit SEC24. Gene Ontology annotation, cellular component: endoplasmic reticulum exit site; COPII vesicle coat. The transcript has a single exon. Gene Ontology annotation, biological process: intracellular protein transport; endoplasmic reticulum to Golgi vesicle-mediated transport; COPII-coated vesicle cargo loading. The record is from RefSeq and is a predicted model, not a curated record. Lineage: Eukaryota; Fungi; Ascomycota; Saccharomycetes; Saccharomycodales; Saccharomycodaceae. Gene Ontology annotation, molecular function: SNARE binding; zinc ion binding. Bases 1 to 2757 code for a protein of 918 amino acids.
AUGUCCGGUCACAGAAAACGUGUUUAUCCAAAGGCUCAAUUUGAUUAUAGUAAUCCAGCAACAAUCAGUGGUGGUGUGCCUCCACCCCAAGUUCCAGGCCAACAGGUUCCAUUUCAACCUCAAGUUUCACAACAACAAUUCAUGACUCCAAUUCAACAACAGUUGAACAACCAAAUUGAUCAAACUACUCAACAAGUCGCUAAUAUGAACUUAUAUGGUAACAAAGAUGGUAAUUUUGCACCACAGUAUAAUAUUAAUGCUGCUUCUCCAGUUAUUCCUCAGCAACAACAGAUUCCUUUACCACCUCAGCAAGAAGCUUUACAACAUUCGGGUACUACCUUUGGUAAGCCAAUGAAUCAACUAUACCCAGUUGAUUUAUUAACUGAAUUGCCACCACCAAUCACUGAUUUGGAAUUACCUCCACCACCUUUGGUUGUUCCAAAUAAUAAAGUCUUGUAUCCAAGUGACACUGUAAAUAAAUGCACUGAUUAUUUAAGAUGCACACUAAAUGCUAUUCCUAAAACUAAUGCUUUAUUAAAGAAAUCUAAAUUACCCUUUGCCUUAGUUAUCAGACCUUUUACUGAAUUGGAUGACGAUGAUGAAGAAAUUCCUAUCAAUACUGAUACCGUAUUGGUUAGGUGUCGUCGUUGUCGUUGUUACUUAAACCCAUUUGUCACUUUAAUCCAAGAUGGCAGGAGAUGGAGAUGUAAUUUUUGUAAUUUGGCUAACGAUUUCCCACUUGUUGAUAAUACUAAUUUUGCCACGCAAAUAUUGCCACAAAGACCGGAAAUGUUUUACUCUGUUGUUGAUCAUUUAGCUCCACCCCAAUAUUCUGUUAGAGCUCCACCACCCAGCGUCUAUUGUUUUAUUUUGGACUGUUCUCAUAAUGCUAUCAAAAACGGGUUAUUGGCCACUUCUGCAAGAACCAUUUUGGAAUCUUUAGAUUCUUUACCAAACAGGGAUGAUAGAACCAGAAUUGCCAUUUUAUGUGUGGACAAUGCUUUACAUUAUUUUAGCGUUCCUACUGAUGAUGAUGAUGGUGAUGAUGAUGCUGAUGCUGAUGCUGAUGGCGAUGAUAACCAAGAGAAGAAUGAAAAAGAUAAUAUUAAGAUGUUAGACGUUGGUGAUUUGACUGAACCCUUUUUACCGCUACCUGAAUCCUUGUUAGUCCCAUUAUUGCAAUGCAGAUCCAACUUGGAAAAAUUAUUGAACGCAAUCCCAGAAAUCUUUCAAUUUAAUAUUUCACCUAAAUUUGCCCUCGCUCCUGCCUUAAGAGCCGCCAGAAAUAUGAUUAAACAUAUUGGUGGUAAAAUAAUCGUUUGUUCUUCAACUUUACCUAACACAGAUGAUGAAGGAGCUUUGAAACCAAGAAGCGAAACAGGUUUAGCCAAUACUAAAAAGGAAGCCUCUACCCUAUUAACUCCACAAUCAGGGUUUUACAAAUCUUUUACAAUUGACUGUAAUAAGUCCCAAAUCACUAUCGAUCUAUUUUUGGCUUCUGACACUUAUAUUGAUGUUGCAACUCAAUCUAAUUUAGCUCGAUACACAGCUGGACAAACCCAUUUUUAUCCUGGUUGGAGCGCUACUAACUUGUCAGACGUAACUAAAUUUACCAAGGAGUUCUCUAAACAUAUUACUAUGGAUUUAUCUAUGGAAGCUGUGGUUAGAGCAAGGGGUACUAGCGGUUUGAAAAUGUCCGGAUUUUACGGACACUUCUUUAAUAGAUCUUCCGAUUUGUGUGCAUUUCCAACAGUUCCUAGAGAUCAAGCUUAUGUUUUUGAAGUUAGUAUUGAAGAAACCAUUGUUAAAGAAUAUUGUUAUUUCCAAGUUGCUUGCCUAAUGUCAUCCAACGCUGCUGAUCGUCGUAUAAGAGUUAUUACCAUUGCUUUGCCAACCACUGAUAAUAUUGGUCAAGUUUACGCCAGUGCUGACCAGUUGGCUUUAACCAAAUAUUUUGCUGUUAAAGCAGUUCAUAAUGUUAUUUCCACAGGGUUUGAAGAAACUAGAGAAUAUUUAGAUAAGCAAGUUCAAGAUAUUUUGUCUACAUACAAGGGUGAAAAUGUUGUUUCUAACACAGCAGGUGGUGCUCCAUUAAGAUUGUGUGCUAAUUUAAGAAUGCUCCCAUUAUUGAUGCAUGCCUUAACCAAAAACAUGGCCUUUAGAAAGGGUGUUGUCCCAAGUGAUCAUAGAGCAGCAGCUUUAAAUAAUUUGGAAAGUAUACCACUGGAAAAUCUUAUUAAAUCGAUUUAUCCAACAGUUUAUUCAUUGCAUGAUAUGCCUGAUGAGGCAGGUUUGCCCGAAGAGGAAUCCGGUGAAAUUCUUUUACCUCAACCAAUUAACGCCACAAUGUCCUUAUUUGAAAAGUAUGGUUUGUAUUUAAUGGAUACUAAUAACGAAUUGUUUUUAUGGGUUGGUGGUGAUUCAGUUAAUGAAUUGAUCAUGGAUGUUUUUGGUACUCCUAACAUUUUUGAAAUCCCGAUUGGUAAAAAUGAGUUACCGGCUUUGGAAAAUUCUGAAUUUAAUACACGUGUUAGGAAUAUUGUUUCUAAGAUAAGGGAAUCAAGUGAUGUGGUCACUUAUAAGAACUUGUAUAUUGUUAGGGGUGCUGGUAUUUCCGAGCCUGUUGAUCAUCCAUCAGCUAGAGAAUUGAGUUCAUUGCGUUUGUGGGUUGGGAGUUAUUUGGUUGAAGAUAAAGUUUUGAAUACAUUAAGUUAUCGCGAAUACUUACAAACUUUAAAAAACAAGAUUACAAAAUGA